This is a messenger RNA of [Torrubiella] hemipterigena, 963 nucleotides long. The record is from the annotation of a GenBank genome assembly. NCBI's taxonomy places the organism in Eukaryota, Fungi, Ascomycota, Sordariomycetes, Hypocreales, Clavicipitaceae.
AUGUACGCCAAACUUGCAGCUAUUGCCGCCCUCGGCGCCACGGCCUCUGCCUACGACAUCCCCGACAACCUGCGCCAAAUCUACAACAACCACAAGAGUGGCGGCUGCAGCAGCUCUCUUGCUGGACCCUUUGCCGGUGGUGCCAGCUACUGCGCUGACAUCCCCAAUGCCAUCUUCCUCAAGGGCAACGGACAGUAUGACAACAUGGACACUGACUGCGACGGCCUCGACAACACCGCUGGCGACUGCGGCGACGACCAGACGGGCCAGAGCCAGACUGCUUUCCAGGGUCUUGCCCAGUCUUACGGCAUCGAGGAUCUCAAUGCCAACAUCCACACCUACGUUGUCUUUGGUAACGAGGGCGGCAACCCCAGCUUCAACCCCCAGAACCACGGCAUCAAGCCCUUGAGUGUCAUGGCUGUUGUCUGCAACAACCAGGUCUACUAUGGUGUCUGGGGUGAUACCAACGGCGGCACCACCACCGGCGAGGCUGCCAUCUCCCUCGGCCAGAUCUGCUUCCCCAACGAGGGCAUCCGUGGCAACAACGGCCACGGCCCCAACGACGUCCUCUACAUUGCCUUUACUGGUGAUGAGGCCGUGCCUGGCAAGAACGGCGCCAACUGGAAAGCUGGUGACAAGUGGACCUUUGAGGAGAGUAUCCGCGGCCUUGGUGAGCGUCUUGUCUCCCAGCUUCCCGGCGGCGGCGGCGGCUCUCAGCCUCCUCCUACUGGCGGCAACUGCUCGUGGGCAGGACACUGCGAAGGUGCCACUUGCGGCAGCGACAACGACUGCUCCGACGACCUUACCUGCUCUGGUGGUCGUUGCUCCAAGGGUGGUAACUCUUCUCCCCCUCCUCCUCCUCCUUGCUCUUGGCAGGGACACUGCCUCGGCGACCGCUGCAGCAACGAAAACGACUGCGCCGACAACUUUGUCUGCAAGAGCGGCAAGUGUGCCAACCCUUAA